Molecule: messenger RNA, 893 nt
Organism: Penaeus indicus
Lineage: Eukaryota; Metazoa; Arthropoda; Malacostraca; Decapoda; Penaeidae
Product: carbohydrate sulfotransferase 11-like
Exons: 3
Coding region: 14-631 (205 amino acids)
Biological process (GO): carbohydrate biosynthetic process
Cellular component (GO): membrane
Molecular function (GO): sulfotransferase activity
Source: RefSeq, a predicted model, not a curated record
GACAAUACAAGCCAUGAAGAAUUCGACGAAGGUGAUGACGGUGCGCCACCCGCUCGAGCGUCUUGUCUCCGCCUUCAGGGACAAGUUCCAAGACGGGAGGGCCGUGGAGAAGGCGCAGUCGGAUGGACACAUGAGAUACUUCUGGAAACCGGCCAUGGUAGCGCUGAAGAAAGGUCGCAACGAAGAAGGCAAGUUGCAAAUCACCUUCCACGAGUUUUUGCAAUACGUGGUAAAGGAACAGCGCUCCUCCGCCGGCGACCCCCACUGGAUGCGCCUCUACAGACUGUGUUCCGUCUGUGGCAUCGACUUCCCCUUCGUCAUGAGGCUCGAGACGUACACCGAUGACCUCGCUUUCCUCGUCCGGAAUCUCGGGAUCGCGGAGGUCAACCCUCUCGAAAGACGCCACUCGCUGUACUCCGACACUCCCUACGAUGCUUCGACUCGCCUGUCGAUCGACACUGAGCCUGCCAUCUCCAUCAAGAACUCGACCCUCAAGUAUUACCUUGACGUCCCUCCUAACCUUCUCGCCUCCGUGCUCGACAUCUACAAGAUCGAUAUGGAGAUGUUUCAUUACGAAGUGCCUCCGGUCUUACAAGAAAUCGUCGAUCGGUAUCGAAGCAGCGCGGCUUAGCAACGGGUUCAUUUUUUUGUUUGUUUGAUUUGGGUGUGUAUGUUGUUGUUGUUGUUACUGUUGUUGGUGUUGUUGUUUUGUUGUUGUUGUUGUUGUUAUUGUUGUUGUUGUUACUGCUGUUGUUGUUGUUGUUGUAGUUGUUGUUACUGUUGUUGUUACUGCUGUUGUUUUUGUUACUGUUGUUGUUGUUGUUACUGUUGUUGUUGUUGUUGUUCUGGGGGGGGUAGAGUUCUCAUUCGUUUUUUUUCUUUCUUUCUUUCUU